AGCAUCGUGAUCCACCGGCGUGUUCUCUAGAUCAAUAAAAUAUUCAAGAACACCUUUUUCGGACAUCAUACGUCGCGAGAACGGCUUCUUCCAAAAAGUUGUGGACCGAGUGCCUUAAAUACGGAACGGCACUCCAACAGCAUUCCAUAGUUGCGAGGCAAGAACAACAAACAAUACUAUAUCAUGGGGCGUGUUGCGAAAUACAAAAAGGUCAAGUCCUUCGACCCGUACUCGAAGAAAAACAGGGGAAACGUAGAUCUGAGCGCCGUUGGGGUCUGGGGCCUCGGAGACAACGGGCGGAAGAAAAAGAAGCGGAGCCUCAAGGCCCAGAAGCUCCACGCCAAGAAACACCGAAAUAGCAGCAAGAAGAAGGGAACGGGCGGCUUUGACGACGAUGGCUUUGACGUGCCACCCGACGAGGAAGAUGAGUUCACCAUGGCAGAUCUGGUGGGCAGCAUCAAGAAAAAAUCUAUGAAAACGAACGAGGAGCUUCUCGGGGAUUCCUCUUCUUCGCUGGCGACAACGACCAGCUCCUUCCUUGGUGCAUCAUCCUCGGUGUCCAAUGACAAGACAGAACCAAAAAAUAACAAAACAGCAGACGAAUCUUACGACACCAUAGUGACCUCGUCGGGAAAUGUCGCGAACAUUCCAAAGACCGACCAGGACGAAAAGAAAAUCGAGCGCCUCCUUCGGGUCGAGGAGCAGAUGGAACAGAAAUCCAAGCUCGAAAAGCAACAGACCCAGGGACGAAUGGAGGGGGAGAGCAAAAGGGCCUACGCCAAGCGGACCCGGGCCGAAACGAGAGAGAUCAUCAAGCAGUCCACCACGACGGUCCGAAAUCUCGAGAAGCUGCAGAAAAAGAAGGAAUUUCUGAAAAACAAAAAGAACAAAAAGAGAAAGGGAGGAGCAGCCUAUUACGACGACGAAGUCGAUUACGAUAAACGGCGGAGCACCAGGACUGCAAUUAAGGCAAACCAAGAGCCGGAAGCCCCCGUGCGUUUCAAUGAACAAGCCGAGCGCCCACCUAUUUUCCGGCAGAUUCCUCGGGGAGCAAAGUCCAAAAAGCCGAAAACAGCGACGUCUAUGGCAUCGUUGUCAAAGACAAAGGGCAUGACGGACCACCAGAUCGAGGGGGAAAAGGAUGCCAUGGAGCUGAUGAGGCGGAGAAUCCAGGCGCAAUACAAGGCCAUCAAGCAAAAGAGACGAGACACUGGCGAUUUCCACUUGUAAUGGAAUAGAAUACACCAUUGUCG
This is a messenger RNA of Pseudo-nitzschia multistriata, 1253 nucleotides long. NCBI's taxonomy places the organism in Eukaryota, Bacillariophyta, Bacillariophyceae, Bacillariales, Bacillariaceae. The record is from the annotation of a GenBank genome assembly.